Messenger RNA from Acanthoscelides obtectus, 1767 nucleotides. The record is from the annotation of a GenBank genome assembly. Lineage: Eukaryota; Metazoa; Arthropoda; Insecta; Coleoptera; Chrysomelidae.
AUUCAUUACGUCUACUUCGCAAAAGGUUGAUUAGCGUUUGUCAACAAUUUUUUUACAGGAUUUUUAGGAAAAUUACCCCCAAAGACCCAUAAUAAUUGUGAUAUUUCCUGUGAAUUCGAUGCGAUACGGUUUGUUAAUAUAGUGAAAAUGAUUGUGGAGCACGUAGAAGCUUUCAAGACGUGGCUAACAGCUGUUUUGAAACCUAUGUGUGAGGCAGAUCCAGCAGCUCUAGCAAAAUAUGUUUUGGCACUGAUCAAGAAAGACAAGACUGAAGAUGAGCUGAAGAAGAGCAUGAUUGCACAGCUAGAUGUGUUUCUAGAAGCAGAAACUGAGUCCUUUGUGGACCUAGUAUUUCAAACUUUAGCUACAAAAGAUUAUGUGAAUGUACCAAUAGUCCCCAAUGCAAAUCCUCCAAAUCCUAACAUGGGCAAGGUGAAGGAACCUGUCAAAGAAUCCAAGGUUAUCAUACAGCCCAGUGAGUUGCCUAAUCUUAAUGAAGCAGUCAAUGGAAAUGCAAAGAAGGAGCAGGAAAUUAAAAGGGAUAGGGAAAAUCGAUUAGAAAAUAGGAAAAAUUCAGAUUCGCUGAUGAAGUUAGAAGAAGAAUUGUCACACUUGACAAGGAGAACAUUCUCUCCAAAGAAGAAGUUCAACGUCUUCAAUUGAUGGGCAGGAAGCUACAUCAGAAACUCCAGAGACGCGACGCUAAAAUCGCCAUGUUAGAAGAAGAAAAAGUCGGCCAAGUUAUGAAACAGGCGGAACUACAAAAUGUUGUCUCCAAUCUGCACAACGUAAUAGACGAGAAAGAUUUGAAACUGAAUCAAAACAAGCUGGAUAAAGAGAAAACUAAACAAAGGUUGGCAGUGCAUAGUGAAAAGAUGAAUAAGGAACUAGAUGAAAAAUUACGUAGACAACGAGAACACCUUGCCGCGAGUAUGAAGGCCAAAGAAAUUCAACUGCAGAAAGUGAGGGAAGCCUUGAAUGCAGAGGUCAUUGUUAGACCAGAAAAUAUGGAUGUUGAUACUAUCUUUGAUAAAGGAGAUAAAACACCAUCGGCCACAAUUGAGAACCAUUUGCCCACUUCAUGUCCGCCUAAAAGAGUUGGAUAUAAUGGCACUCCAUAUCACAGAAGACGUUCGCGAUCUGCAGACGAAGUAUGGCUAGAGCACAACACCGUGAAACCAGUUCCACUGGGCACCGUGAUGCAGCCCAGUAUGAAAAAGCGCAAGUCGGUCACCAAACUGGAUAAAGCGAAAGACGUUACGAAUUCGAAGCAGAGCAAGUACUGCCUUGUUGCUCAAGAACAAGACACGGAUGGGGAGACUGAGACCAAGCUGUACAAAGGUGACAUUGUACCCACGUGUGGUGGUGGAGCACAGGUCAUUUUCAAUGAUGUAGAAUGUCUGAGGCAGGAAUCACCAACAGGCUCACCCACAAAAUGAUUUUCCCCGUUGUUUUAAAAGAUGUUUUCUAUUUCAUUGUAAUCCUGGUCAUCUCUGCUCUACUUUGAAGUCCAAAGUAUUUCAGAUUGAUGUUCAUAAGUUUUUUACUUGUACUAUGUAUAUUUGUCGAAUUUCUAAUUUAUAUGAUUUAUUUAGCAGUAUUGUAAGCUUUAUGAAUAAAAAUAAAAGUUUUUUUAACAAUAUGAGGCGAGAGUGAAUUACGCCCUCCAAAAGUAUAAAUUGAUAUUUAACCCUCCAACUCCCAUGGUUGUCGGCACGGGUAUUACGUAUCUUCAAAAGUGAUAUUUUGUCGUAUUUUUCACCUUCC